Aspergillus novofumigatus IBT 16806 is the source of this 1530-nucleotide messenger RNA. Its product is annotated as aldehyde dehydrogenase. Gene Ontology annotation, molecular function: oxidoreductase activity, acting on the aldehyde or oxo group of donors, NAD or NADP as acceptor. The coding region runs from base 1 to 1530 and encodes 509 amino acids. The record is from RefSeq and is a predicted model, not a curated record. The transcript is spliced from 3 exons. NCBI's taxonomy places the organism in Eukaryota, Fungi, Ascomycota, Eurotiomycetes, Eurotiales, Aspergillaceae.
AUGAUUCAACCGUGGGAUUAUGCUUCAAUCGAAGCCGCCGAGUCUCUCCUCCAACAAUCAUCCUUUGAACCCUUCCAACUACAGAACCUCAUCAAUGGCGCCCAAACACCCUCCACCAGCAACGAAUGGCUAGACUCUUCCAACCCGAAAACUGGGCAGAUAUUCGCUCGCGUCCCAAAUAGCUCAGCCCAGGACAUCGAAAACGCAGUUCAAGCAGCGGAGUCUGCCUUUGCAUCCUGGUCGCAGACUCCCCCGUCGAAGCGCGCCGCCCACCUGAAUCGCAUCGCGACGCUGAUCGAAGAACGCCGUGGACUCUUCGCUGUAUGGGAGAGUAUCGACCAAGGGAAGACUCUUGCGCGGGCAAGGGUGGAGAUUGACCGCGCGAUUUCUAACUUCAGGUACUUCGCGGCAUACAUCCAAGAACAAAAGACCGCUGCACGCUGGACGGACGAUAAUGUGCUGACAUACGAGCACCGCUCGCCGAUUGGCGUGUUCGCACUCAUCUCGCCGUGGAAUAUGCCGUUGUACCUGUUGACCUGGAAGAUCGCGCCGUGUCUGGCCUUUGGGUGUACGGCUGUUGCGAAGCCGAGCGAGGUUACUAGCCUUUCUGCGUAUUGUAAGUUCUCUGUCGCGAUUUUGGGGUAUCGCUCACUGGGUAGUACUUGGGAAGGUUAUUAUAGAUGCUGGACUCCCGCCCGGUGUUCUGAAUCUCGUCUAUGGGGCGGUAACCUAACCGGAUCGGCUUUGGUCAGGCAUCCCCGUGUCAGGGGUGUUUCGUUCACCGGUGGGACAGCGACGGGCAUUCAGAUCCGGAGGGAUACCAUUGAGGAUAUAGGGAAGCAUGUCUCGCUUGAACUAGGCGGGAAGAACCCUACGUUGGUCUUCGAGGAUGUUGAUCUUGAUGCUGCUGUUGCAACAGCCGCAAGGGCUGCAUUCGAGAAUCAGGGAGAGAUCUGCCUAUGUGGCUCAAGAAUCUACGUCCAAAGAUCCAUCUACGACGCUUUCCUAUCCCGCUUCGUCGCCCAUGUCCAGGAGCACUACGUCCUCGGGAGGACCGUCGGCGCCGUCGUCUCCCUCGCCCAUUACCGCAAGAUCCGGUCGUAUCUCUCCCUAGCCACACAGUACCCAGACAGCUUCAAGCUCGGCUCGGUGCCCCCGGAAACGCCUGACGGAGGCUACUGGAUCGAACCAACCAUCCUGACUGUUCCGGACGACAGCCCAAUCAUGAAGGACGAGAUAUUCGGCCCAGUGGUGACCGUCAGCUCGUUCGAUACCGAGGAAGAGGUAAUCGCGCGCGCCAACGAUAGCCAGUACGGACUAUCUAGUAUCCUUCUCACGCGAGACGGAGCUCGCAUGCGCCGGGUGGGCGAGCGGCUGGACGCAGGAAUGGUGUGGGUGAAUUGCUGGCUGGUACGCGAACUGGGCACGCCGUUCGGCGGGAUGAAGGCGUCGGGUACAGGACGGGAGGGAGGCGACUAUAGCCGGGAUGUAUUUACUAAUGUGCGGACGUUGCAUAUCCCUUCCGUCUAG